Messenger RNA from Linum trigynum, 3672 nucleotides. Lineage: Eukaryota; Viridiplantae; Streptophyta; Magnoliopsida; Malpighiales; Linaceae. The record is from the annotation of a GenBank genome assembly.
AUGUACCCAACACGUUCUGGUCCAGGAGAUGGGCCUGUACCAAGGCCAGUACGGACUAGUGACAGACCUAGGAGAAGACCAAAACCAUUUGGUCGCCCAUACUUUUAUUACCCAGGAACUGGUGUUCGAAGCAAGAAAGUCAAGAGCAAGGGGCGGACAGCAGCUUCUCGGAUUGCAAAAAUGAUGCGUCCUGGAAACCGGCCUGUACGAACCAUAAGUGCUAAUUCAGUCAACACUAAUCUUCGACGGUCUACAAGAAAGAGGAGGGUUCCUUCAAACCUUGAUGGCUAUGAAAACACUUCUGGUUCGGAAGAUGAAGACAUCAUGAAACCACGUCCUCAUAGACGCUUGAGGAAGAAAGGUUUCACUACAGUCAAUCACAAUGACUUGUCGUCUCCGAAGUCCAAGAAGAUUGAUGAGACCAAAUCACCUCCCAGGCGCGAAGGACUGCGUCCGCGUCAUUCUACAGCACUUGGUAGAAAAGGCCUGAACUUAGAUUCAGGUGAUGAUAAUACUUCUGAUGACAAGGUGCUACAGGAUGAGACAGAGAAUGGAAAUGACAUUGAUGAAAAUGAUGCCGAUGAUUGUCGGGAUGAAGAGGAUGAGGGCCAUGGAGAUGGUGAGGAUGAAGGAGAAGAAGAUGGUGAUGACGAGGAGGGUGAAGAAGAACAGGAGGAUGGAAGAAGGAGGUAUGAUCUUCGAAAUCGUACAGAUCGUGCGGAUGUUCGAAGGCUGCCCAUGUUGGAUAAGCAAAGGCAGAGAUCCCCGCGAAGAAUAUUGCAUCAAGGACUAGGGACCAAGGUCAAUAGGGAUAUGAGAAAGGGCGGAUCUCGAGUACACAAGCGCCAUCGUCUAACAAGGGUUGAUGAUUCUGAUGAUUCUCUUCUUGUGGAUGAGAUGGACCAGGGGCCUGCGAUUCCUUGGGCUCGAGGUGGGGCUAGAUCUGGACCACCUUGGCUCUUUGGUGGCCUAGACAUGCAUGGGACAACAACAUGGGGACUGAAUGUUGCUGCUUCUGGGUGGGGUCAUCAGGGUGAGAGUUUGGGGGGUUUAAGUUCGGGGGUACAAACUGCUGGGCCGAGUUCUAAGGGAGGGGCAGAUAUCCAGCCCUUACAACUUGACGAGAGUGUGAGUUUUGAAGAUAUAGGCGGGCUUUCUGAGUAUAUAGAUGCUUUGAAGGAAAUGGUCUUCUUCCCAUUGCUAUAUCCGGAUUUCUUUGCCACUUACCACAUCACCCCGCCAAGAGGUGUUUUGCUCUGUGGUCCUCCCGGCACUGGGAAAACCUUGAUUGCCAGGGCAUUAGCAUGUGCUGCUUCAAAGGCUGGGCAGAAGGUUAGUUUUUAUAUGCGUAAAGGUGCUGAUGUACUCAGUAAGUGGGUUGGGGAAGCUGAGAGGCAGUUGAAACUUCUUUUCGAAGAGGCUCAGAGGAAUCAACCUUCGAUAAUCUUCUUUGAUGAAAUAGAUGGUCUUGCACCUGUUAGGUCUAGCAAACAAGAGCAGAUACACAAUUCCAUUGUUUCCACUUUGCUGGCUUUGAUGGAUGGCCUGGAUUCUCGUGGACAAGUUGUUUUGAUUGGAGCAACUAACCGGGUUGAUGCUAUUGAUGGGGCUUUGCGCCGUCCUGGUCGGUUUGAUCGUGAAUUUAACUUCCCAUUGCCAGGUUGUGAGGCACGUGCUGAGAUUUUAAGCAUUCAUACUCGAAAAUGGAAGCAGCCCCCUUCAAAGGAGCUAAAGUUUGAGCUUGCAGCUAGCUGUGUUGGAUAUUGUGGAGCUGAUUUAAAGGCACUAUGCACCGAAGCUGCUAUCCGUGCUUUUCGUGAAAAAUAUCCUCAAGUUUAUACAAGCGACGAUAAGUUUCUGAUUGAUGUUGAUUCAAUCAAGGUGGAAAAGUAUCACUUUAUAGAAGCCAUGUCCACCAUAACUCCUGCUGCUCACAGAGGUGCUCUAGUGCACUCUCGGCCAUUAUCCCUUGUAGUAGCUCCAUGUCUGCAAAGACACCUUCAAAAAGCUAUGAAAUGUAUUUCCGAUAUAUUCCCACCACUUGAUGUGUCAGCAGAGUUCACGAAAUUGUCUAUGCUUUCCUAUGGUUCUGCAAUUUCUCUGGUGUAUAGACCUCGGAUUCUGCUCUGUGGCAGUGAAGCUUCUGGGUUGGAUCAUCUUGGCCCAGCAAUUUUACACGAACUGGAGAAGUUCCCUGUUCAUUCUCUUGGGCUUCCUUCUCUUCUUUCGGAUCCAAGUGCUAAGACUCCAGAGGAAGCAUUGGUCCAUAUAUUUGGAGAAGCCAGAAGAACCACGCCGUCAGUCCUUUACAUACCUCAUUUCCACCUUUGGUGGGAAAAUGCACAUGAACAACUCAGGGCAGUUCUGCAAACGCUAUUAGAAGAAUUGCCAUCUGAUUUACCUAUACUGUUACUUGGGACUUCGUCUGUAUUACCUCCUGAGAUUGAUGGGAAUCCAUAUUCAGUUUUUCCUCUCCGUUCGAUACAUCUAGUGGAUGGUCCAUCAACCGAGGAUAGAUCAGCAUUUUUCAGGCAGUUAAUUGAAGCUGCUUUAUCAGUCAUGCUAGAGGGUAACACCAAGAAAUCUGGACAAUUAGAGCCUUCGGAUGAACUUCCUAAGGCUCCAAAAGUGGCCAGUGGUCCGAAGGUCUCUGAGUUGAAAGCUAAGCUUGAAGCGGAGCAGCAUGCACUUCGUAGAAUGCGAAUGUGCCUAAGAGAUGUCUGCAAUCGGAUAUUGUAUGACAAAAGGUUCACUGCCUUCCAUUAUCCAGUCUCAGAUGAGGAUGCUCCAAAUUACCGAACAGUAAUCCAGAACCCUAUGGAUGUGGCCACUCUUCUGCAGAAAGUGGACUCUGGUCAGUAUAUUACUUGUUCAGUGUUCCUGCAGGACAUUGACCUAAUUGUUAUGAAUGCAAAGGUUUUCAAUGGAGAUGACUACAAUGGCUCCAGGAUAGUUAGCAGAGCUUACGAGCUUCGAGACUCUGUGCACGGGAUGCUGUCUCAAAUGGAUCCUGCGCUGGUUGCUUAUUGCGAUAAAAUCGCAGCCCAAGGAGGGCCAAUGCAGCUGCCUUAUGAUAUAGGGGGGACCAUCUUUCCGUCCACGCCAGUUGUGCAGCUGGGUACUGCAGUCACCAGAGCAAGUGCCCGCCUUCGAAAUGUGCAGCCAGAAGUCAAUCUUGAUCAAAGCUACGAGGUUCUGAAGCGGCCACGAAAAACGGUCGAUGCUGCUGCUGCACAUCCAGCUGAAGACAGACAGCAAGAUCAAUCAUCUGAAGAAGCUGUUGAUGCUGAUGUUGCCAUGGUAGUCGACGAAACCCCUGGGAAGCAGCAGGCCCCAGAAUCCCCUCCUACUGCCUCACCUGCUGCCCCCUCCACAGCCGAGGUAGAUCACCAGCUGCGGCAUGAAAAUUGUGAUGGCACAACUUCUGGGGACGAUUCAUCAAAAGAUGCGACAAUGUCAGAUGGCGAUCUUUCAGCCGAAAUGAAUCAUGUGAAGGAACUCUUCUUGGAGCGCUCAGUAGACUAUGGGAUACCUCAGCUAGAGAGGCUCUAUAUGAAGGUGAUCAAGAGCAUUUUCUCGUGCAAGAAUGGCGAAAAAGGCAAAGGAUGUCUUAGGAGUUCAAUUUUGAUGUGUUUGCUCAAGUAUGUCCAGGAUGACCAUAAUUUUUCCUGA